CAGGCUGAAGCUUUCAUCAAAGAGCUGGAACAGGAAAUCUCUGAGCUGAUGAAGAGAAGCACUGAGGUGGAGCAGCUCUCACGCUCUGGAGACCACCUCCAUCUUCUCCAGAGUGUCCAGUCCCUAAACACCAACCACCCUCCACCCACCAAGGAUUGGACAGAGGUCAGCGUCCGUCCAUCAUAUGAGGGGACUGUGAGGAGAGCUGUGGUUCAGCUGGAGGAGACACUCAGUAAAGAGAUGAAGAAGCUGGUUGCCGAGUCUGAACUGAAGAUGGUCCAGCAGUAUGCAGUGGAUGUGAUUCUUGAUCCUGAUACAGCAUAUCCCUAUCUCAUCCUGUCUAAUGAUGGGAAACAAGUACGUCCUGGUAAGGUAAAAAAAAAUCUUCCAGACGACCCAGAGAGAUUUUCAGAUUGUACUUGUGUUUUAGGAAAGCAGAGUUUCUUUUCAGGCAGAUUUUACUUUGAGGUUCAAGUUAAAAGAAAGACUGAAUGGACUUUAGGAGUGGCCAGAGAGUCGAUCAACAGGAAGGGAAGCAUCACAGGGAGCCCUCUGAAUGGUUUGUGGCUAAUAUUGUUGAGAAAUGGAAAGGAGUACACAGCUGGUACUGACCCUUCAGUCCUUCUCUCUCUGAAGUCUCCUCCUCAGAAGGUGGGGGUGUUUGUGGAUUAUGAGGAGGGUCUGGUCUCCUUUUAUGACGUAGAUGCUGCAGCUCUUAUCUACUCCUUUACUGGCUGCUCCUUCACUGAGAAACUCUUCCCAUUCCUUAGUCCACGUUAUGGUGGUAAAAACUCUGCACCUCUGAUCAUCUCUCCUGUCAGAGUAAACUAAUCACUCAUCUUAUUUAAUUUAAGGGGAUUCACUGCAGGUGAAUAGGGAAAAUAGUUAUAGAAACCUCCCCAUUUGAUUACUUACAUUAAGACAAUUAUCUUUUAUAUUUAAAGUUUUCUGAAAUUCUGUUUAAAUAUGCAAAUGAGACCACACCUAAUGCUAACUUUUGGUUAAUUUAGGAGAAAUGUACAGGUGCAGAAAGACAAAGUGUAGUAAAAUAAACACCUAAAUGUGUAUUUUGGAUAUUUUCCCUACCAGUCUAAAAGACUAAAAAAAAACAUACAUGUGUAAAUGCCAGUUUAACCUGUUAGCAUGAAAUCAAACGGGUUUAGCCGCGUACAUCGAACACAAUCAGUGAAACUGGAAAUCCACCAAACUCUACUGUAGCGUCACCCUUUAAGGAAACAAAUGUAAAUAUUUAUAGUUUACGUCUUAUGUUCUACAGAAUCUGCUUACUGUGGUGAUUGAUUUACACUUCAUUGUUAAGAUUUCUUAUUAUAUGUAUCUGAUGACAUAGUCAACACAUUCAUUUGAUGCAUCAUGACACAAAAAUAUCUGUUUAAACCUCUGUUAAACCCACAGAUGUUUAGUUUGUAAAGACACCAAAUAUGUAUAUAUAAGGCUUGACUCAAUUUGCAAAGAAAUGCUGCAAAAUCGCUUAGUUUUUUAUUUAUUUCAUGUGCAGCCACAGAAAACAUAUUGCUGAAUAUUUCAUUAUGUCAUGAAGCUAUAUUAAAGAUUAAAGCCCAUUACAUGCCUAUAGUGUCUACAGAACACCGAUAGAUAGAUAGAUAGAUAGAUACUUUAUUCAUCCUGAGGGAAAUUGUAGGCAUCCAGUAGCUUAGACAACUAUAACUCAACAAACACACAUACACACGUAUAGCUCACAUACAUAAAAAUCACUCACAGAAAUGUAAAGAGUUAACAAUUUGUGAUUACAAAGGUCUGGUGUGGACUGACCAUGUGAUGUAUGUGUCGUUAUACCAUGUGAUUUAUGUGUUGUUAUACCGGGUAUAAAAAGUUAAUGAUAUAAUAGAAUAGAUUGUGGGAAAGGGUAUUGCUUAAUUACUCGUCACUUAAGCCAUUUUUAUUUGUUUUGUGAAUACUGGUAAGAUGCUUUAUGAGUCAAAGACAUCUGUAAAAAUGUGAUUGUAAAAAUAAAAACUGAGUAAUCCGUGACUUGAGCACCAAACUCUGAACAGAAAAGUCUGGUUUACACACGCAAGUAGUAUUUCAUUACGAGUACAUUGUGUUUCCUGUGGCUGUUUCACAAUAAAAGCUCCCUGUGUGUUUCACCAGUUGGAUGCUUUAAAUGUGAAGCAGUGACAGGAGGAAAUGUUGGUGUUCACCAGCAGUGAUUAAACACAGUACGGCUGUAAGAGAGUGAACAGUAAACAGUGAGGCCGAUAUCAAUCAAAUAGAUGGUGCCCCUAGCAUUCAAGUGUGCUGCCUCUGCCACGGGCCGACCCCAAUUGUUAUUAACAGUUUGUGGACACACACCCAAAAUAAGAUUAAAGAAAUGUAUUAUUAUCAACAUAGCAGUCUUUUAAUACUAUACUACAGAGUAAAACAUCCUGUCUGUGAGGAACUCCAGAGAUCAUAUGUUCAUAUGAUCACUCUAAAUAAAGAUUUCUUGGUUGUCACACUCAUAUCCAAAACAUCUGUAAGAAAAACUGGAUGAGUUUUCUUAUUUCAAGAAUCAAACCGAAGGCAAAUAUCCUUUUCUUUUAUAUUUGGUUUUUAGUGGUUAAAUGCGCAGACAUCACUGCAAACUAUUAUCUCGAUCAAUAUCUUAUGCAAAAAUAAAAUCACUUUAAUAAACAAUGAUUGUCUUAUUGAUAAUACGUUUUGCAUUUGUUGUAUGAUUAGUUGGUAGUAUGAUGUCUUUACACCAAUGAAUACUACGGAAACAAGUCUUGGACUUCAUUGUCUUAUCUUUGACAUGUUGCAGAUGUGAGACGUGUCCAAUAAACUCUAAACUAAA
Messenger RNA from Perca fluviatilis (European perch), 2815 nucleotides. Its product is annotated as pyrin-like. The transcript has a single exon. NCBI's taxonomy places the organism in Eukaryota, Metazoa, Chordata, Actinopteri, Perciformes, Percidae. Gene Ontology annotation, molecular function: protein binding. The coding region runs from base 49 to 831 and encodes 260 amino acids. The record is from RefSeq and is a predicted model, not a curated record.